UCGUGUGUGGGUCACACGUGGUUCAGGUUCUGGGUUUGAUGAACUUCCUCUCGCUAAGACAGACAUCCAGCAGUUGGUUUCACAAACUUAGCUCACAGAUCAGCUUAGGGCUGGGCGAUAUAUCAAAAAUUUAUCGUUACCGAAAUUUAUGACUCUCAUCGACGUCAUUUUGCCCAUGUCGGUAAAUUCGGUAUUUAAAAAAAAAAAGAAAAGGCAUGUGCAGGUUGGCGAUGUUCAUGUCCCUUUAAGACGCUGUGCUACGUUACAGACUUGACGGGGUGGAGUCACAUGACUCUACUACCUGUAACAAGACGAGACACGGGUGAACAAAUGGAGGACAAUUUAAAUGUUGAAGCAGCAGCGACGGAGGUAGAGCUGGUGGAGGAGGAAGAGGAGACGCUUGUUAACAAAAAAAAUGCAUCAUCAAUCAUUUGGCAACAUUUUGGAUUCAACAAGGAUGAUAUUGAUCAAAAAAUUGUUAAAUGUAAACUCUGCAAAAAGACUGUUGCAUCAAGUCAAGGUAACACAACCAACCUCUUCCACCACCUGCAGCACAACCAUGUGAUUCAAUUCGAAGACAUAAAAAAAGCUCAAAGCGAGAAGAGAUUAGGAGGACCAGCAAAAACGUCUUCCUCCACCAGGCAGCGGUCAAUAACCGAAGCAUUUGCUAGUACUCAACUAUAUGAGCGAACUUCAAAAAGAUGGCAAGAAAUCACAAAUGCUAUAGGCUACCACAUAGCAAAAGACAUGGCUCCUAUUGCUACAGUGGAACGCAACGGGUUCAGACACUUCAUGAAAAUAAUUGACAAGAGAUACGAACUCCCAUCACGAAAAUAUUUUUCAAAAACUAUCAUUCCCAGCAUGUACAGCACAGAGAGGGAAAAGGUUGCUGCUGAAUUGAGAUACGUUAAGCACGUUGCAGCCACAUCCGAUCUCUGGUCCAGCUGCACAAUGGAGCCGUAUAUUAGUCUCACAGUUCAUUACAUCGACAACAAAUGGGAGCUGCGUACCAGAGUGCUCGAGACGGCCUAUUUUCCAUCUGAUCACACGGGGGAGAUGGUUGGACAGGGGUUGAGAGCGAUGCUGUCUGCAUGGGACAUCAGUGAAGAGGACCUUGUUGCUAUAACAACUGACAACGGCCCAAAUAUUGUGAAAGCUGUCAAGCUCAAUAAAUGGACACGGGUGCAAUGUUUUGGGCACAGGCUGCACCUGGCAAUCGAAAACACCCUGAAAAAUCACCCCCCUGUGGAACGGGCAACGAAGACCUGCAAAAAGAUUGUUAGUACCUUUUCCUACAGCUGGAAAAAGAAGAAGGCAUUACGGAAGGCACAACAAGAGAUGAACCUACCAAUGCACAAGCUCAAAACGGCAUGUCCAACCAGAUGGGGAUCCAUGCAGAUGAUGACAGCACGGAUCCUUGAGCAGAAAAAUGCCAUCACCCGGGUCCUCACUGAUGACAGAGCAUCAAGACAUCUUGUUCCGACGUGGUCAGACCUGGAUGUCUUGGAGGCAGUCAACAAAGCUCUUGCUCCAUUGGUAGAGUUUACGGACGCCCUGUCAGGGGAAGAGUAUGUCACCAUCUCAUCUGUGAAGCCUGUCCUACACAUCCUCCAUUCACGAGUGCUGGCUGAGGAAGAAGACGAUGUGACGCUGACCAAAACCAUAAAAUCUGAAAUCCUUGCAUACCUUGACGACAAGUUUUCAGAUCCUCCCACUGUAGAGCUUUUGGACACAGCCAGCUUUGUUGACCCCAGAUUCAAAGCUGCAUAUAUUUCUGCCGACCGUGUUACUACCAUUCAAGAGAAAGUGAAAAUGGAGAUGAAGUCAGCAGCUGCAGUCCACCCAGAAAGUACAGCAGAGAGCAGAGAGCACAGAGCCUCAGCCUUCUACAUCAUCCGAAGAAAAAAAGCGAAAGAGAUCACUGGGAAGGUUUUUCAAAGAAAGUGAGACUCUCUCUUCAACUGCACCCACUGUGUCACCUGAGCAAGCAAUAGAAGCUGAGCUGAGCAGCUAUUCAGUGUGUCCUGUCCAGGACAGUGAGGAAAAUCCACUAGAUUGGUGGAGAAAGCAUCAAGUAAACUUUCCCACUCUAAGUAAAGUUGCAAAAAAGUAUCUUUGCAUCCCAGCCACCAGCUCCCCAUCCGAGCGGGUUUUCAGUUCUGGAGGAAACAUUGUGACAUGCCUCAGAUCCUGCCUGAAACCUGACAUGGUCAAUAUGCUUGUGUUUCUUAGCAAGAACCUGGAGUAAACACUACUCAGGUAAACAUCUACAACAGUAGUUUGAUUGAACCGCUCAGGAUACCAAGUCUGCUGCUGCCCCUUUUUGAAGUGCCCUGUUCAAGCCCUGCCUAAUUUUAACUAUCAGUGUUCUAUUGAAGUUUUUUGCACACAGCACUAUUUAAUGUUUUUGUUUAAGAGUUUAUAGUUUUCACUAGUCACAUGGCAGUGCUUAGUAUUUAUUAUAGUUUUUUCUGUGUUCAAUUGACAUUUGUGUUUGUGACAUUAUUUGUUUACAAGUUAUAGUACCUCAAGGCCUUAGCAGAGAUAGGCCUUUGUCCAUGAUGGCAUUACAUUUGCACAAUCAUUGUUUACUUUGUGAAUAGCCAAUGUGAAACAUAUUUAUUAUUAAACUAUUUUGUUUACAAGGGAUACACAUUUUUUAGAGAGCAUGGUUACAUAUUGUAUCCUACACUUUUUAUUUUGUUCAGUUAAUAAAUCUUAACCACUAAAAGUA
Molecule: messenger RNA, 2734 nt
Organism: Oreochromis niloticus (Nile tilapia)
Lineage: Eukaryota; Metazoa; Chordata; Actinopteri; Cichliformes; Cichlidae
Product: zinc finger BED domain-containing protein 1
Exons: 3
Coding region: 289-1947 (552 amino acids)
Molecular function (GO): DNA binding
Source: RefSeq, a predicted model, not a curated record